This is a messenger RNA of Rodentolepis nana, 7746 nucleotides long. The record is from the annotation of a GenBank genome assembly. NCBI's taxonomy places the organism in Eukaryota, Metazoa, Platyhelminthes, Cestoda, Cyclophyllidea, Hymenolepididae.
AUGAAGGCUUCCUUCAUUGUUGAUGAGAUUCGCGUUCGUCUGUUUGAGGCUGCCAGCUUAAAUGAUUCAUCAGGUCCUUCCAUACCCAUGCUGGUAUUCGCAAUCAAUCAAAUUGGUGCAGAUCUCAGUCUUCGCCAAUGGGAUCAAGAAAUUAAUGCCUAUAUGAAGAGGAUGAGAUUGGAGGCACCGCAAUUCUUUCAAAUCGGCAGUGAUGCUCCGGUGUGCCUGAUCGACACCCUUUCAAAAUCCUCGGAUUUGUCUACUUCGGACAAUGACCACCACUUUUCCGCUAAAUUCUUGAUAGCUGACAAGCAUGGACCCGAUUUCGCUAGUAAAUAUGACAAUAUUCGACAUAAUCUCGUCUGCAAAUUUCGAGUAUUGAAGAUCCAUCUGCACAAAGAGGCUCUGGUUUCCCUGAUGGGUUUCUUCAGUAAUUUGGCGAACGUUCUCUCCAAGAAGCUUGAAUCCGAGGAGGAACUGAAAGAAAAAGACCAGAAGGCUAUGGAGUGGGCUACUCUGGUAGGAGACACUGAGGGUUCAGCGCAACUGCGCGAGAAAUCAAUGGUAUCCAAUCGGGAGGCUCGUUUGAAUUUCACCAAAACGACUCCGGCCGAUGCUAUCACUGGCGUCUUCGCGAGGAGGAACGAGCGGCGGGAUAUUCGUAUUGAUGCCGCACUUGAAGCUGUCAAAUUGGGUUCGUGUAGCCUUGGUCGCUAUCUGAAGAUUCCGGAGAUUGUUUCUACGCAGUGGAAGAUACAGGUCACGUUAGACGAUGUACAGGUCUUAUUCGGUUCGUCGGUGGCAAAGUUGAUGACUUUCAGCAUGCUUGGAACUAGAGCGGAUCUUCGAAUGACCUACCUUACCAAGGAACUCGCAGUGGCGCUCACGGAGAUUAGUAUCUCUGAUUUUAAUAAAGAAUCUCUAUAUCGACAGAUCCUCUGGAUCGAGCCUGGUGCGAAUGUGUUCUUGAUGCAAGCCGUGUUGUACAAUCGUAGGACCAAGGAACCGGAGCUUCAAUACGAUCCAGACAAAGUCGAUUUGGCUGUCAGUUUGCAAUUCGGGAAGGUCCAUGUCAUUUUGCUCUAUUUGUUUUUGCGACAAGUUGUGGACUUCAUGGAAUCCUUCCAGGAGGCAAUAGAAUAUGCACUGACAAAGGCAUCCGAGGUUACGGAUGCUGCCAAAACUCAGAUGGAACAAAUCGCGAAGCAGCCGCACCCUCCACGUGUGGCUCUCUCAGUGAAUUUCGAGGCGCCGGUUGUCUACUUGCCCCAGAACUCCACUUCUCGCCCAGCUCUCGUCUUUGAUCUGGGUCGUAUCUCUCUGGCCAACGUCUUCGAUAUCUUUCCGAAACCUGAUGGAGUUCAAGACGAGUCGACUAAUGUCCUAAUGAUGGAUCGAAUGAGUAUUCAACUGAAGGACCUCAGAAUGUCUGCGGCAAUUUUAAAGGAUGGUGGAAUUGAAGUUGAAAGAAAUGUCAUCGAACCAAUUACUUUGACUUUGAAGUUGCAAAGAAAGGUCUUCCCUUCCCAAGGUGAUGGCAUCCCAACUUUCAAUAUAUCUGGAACUCUUGAAUCUGUUCGGCUUUUAAUGACCUACGGUGACUACAAGUUGCUGAACGAUGUAUUCAUCGACAAUUUUUACGAGGCUGAAAUGGUUUUGGGACCUCUCGACACAGUAAAUAAAGGGGCUGCCCCUGAAACGAAGAAUGAAUCAUCAGUUCCACUUCACGUCACCGAUAGCUGUUCUCUAUUGCAAGGUCUCAAUUCCACUGCGAACACUUUAGCUCAAGCUUUGGAUAGGUUUAUUUCAGUGAACUUCCUCCUAAAAUGCCUGGAGAUUGAACUCUUCCUUGGCACAAAUGACCCGAAAAAUUGGAAUCAGGAGAUUUUGCCGAAUCGGCGUCUCGGUAUUUUCACUUGUACUGAGUUAUGCGUUGAGGGCGAUGUUUUUGCCAACAACUCGUCGAAUGCAUCGGUGCGACUUAAAGACAUCUCCUUGACUGAUACCCGUCCGCAUGGGGAAAAUCAUAUCACUAAUUUAAAUAUUAUCAACCAACUGGAAUCAGUUAUUCAUUCUGCCAUUGGUAUGAUUAAAAGCACCUUAUUGUCUUAUUGUAGUAUUCUUAGCCAAGCGUCUGGAUCGGAAGGUCAAAUGACAAAUUUCGUUGAAAUUUACUACCACGCAGAUAAGGAGCAAAAUCAAACUGGCAAGUCGCUAUUUAAAAAUGUUGGAAGUCUUCGUAUUAAGAGCAACAUCGCAGAUCCUGAAAUCAUUCUUCCUGAAGAUAUGUCCAACCCUAAUUGCAAUGCCAUUUUUGUUACGACAAGUUUGAGUUUCGACUGCACCAUUCUUCCAGAAGAGACGGUAAUGAACGCUGGUAUAACUAAUUUCCGAAUCCUUGCUUGUCCCUUCCAACGUGCCGAUAGAAGCGAACACACUAUGGAAGUUCUAAUACCGACCUCGGUAUACUUCUAUGGUCGUCAACCGAUUGGGGGUUUUAUCCACGGAUCCAUUACUAUGGAGUCCUUAGUAGUCAACGUGACUGCUCCAAUUAUACGCUCAAUUUCGAAGAUCAUGAAUCACCUGUCGGAAAGCACAACAGAUGUCACUCUAUUACCAGAGGCUUCAGUCUCCUCUUCUCGUAAAAAUGCACAAUGCGAGGAGACACAGGCCAUUGAUGUUGCAAAUGCUCUCCAGAAAGUUGAGGAGGAACGAGAGGAAACGAUCGUUGUUCGGAUUGCCUACGUGUGCUUGUCCAUGGAGUCCCAAAUUGGGAACAAGCAGAUCCCCAUGCUCCUUGUGGAGGCUCAUGUUGAUGGCGAAUUGAAGUCACCAUCGACAGCGCUCGGACUUAGUCUCAACUUCGAGUUGGCGGUUUCUUACUAUAAUGAUCAUCUUAAUGAGUGGGAGCAGCUGCUAGAGACUCUACCAGCAGAAAACAAUCGGCUGUGGUCUCUUCAACUUGCGUACAAUUCCGCUGAUUCCACGACUCAGCGCACCAAACCAGAGCGGGAGAACGCAUCAGACCUUCAGAAUACGGGAAACUCUCUAUCCCUCGUAUCAGGAGACAGCCUCGAAAUCACCGUCUCAAAGACUGCCCUCGAUGUUCUCACUAAACUUGGAAAGUCCUUUGAAGAGGCCUAUAUGGCUCCCAAAACCGUGAUACCUCAUCGGGAAUCCGUUUGCGGCAUUAAGGCCCCCUAUGUGAUACGAAACCAAACAGGCCUUCCUUUAAUGAUUGUUGUAGAUGGUGAACGACUGCAGAAUUCCGAAGAACCGCCGAUAAGGCAUAUAUCAACUACACUCCCCACACGACAAAAACUUAUUGGUCUAGUAGGCCAUGUUAUCAAAACUAAUGAGAAUCUCGGUUUAUAUGACGUCCUCAUGAACAAGACGCCCACUGUCCAGAAUCUUCGACAUGCACCCAAAACCCCACCUCGGCCCAUCCAUCUCGGCCUUGUCCCCAAAUCGGCAACGUUUUUGAACGAUUGUAAUAAGUUCGUGGCUCGAACUGCAUCGAUCAGGAUCCAUCGAACGGCCAACUACAUCGUUUCAGCGCCAUCUUUCAACGAUGACGAGGAUGCUCAGCCCAUCGUGGCUUCGAUAACUGCCUUUCUGGGACAGAAAACGCUUUGCUUACAGUCAACUGUCCAGGUUGUAAAUGAAACUCCAGAUGCAAUAAAAAUCUAUUCCCUCCUCUCUCACAGCAAUGCCAAAGGCACCUUCCUUGGCACCAUUGAAGGAGGCGAUUCAUUUCCCCUUCCUGUCGAAGUUGUUACAAGUGGAGCCAUAACUGGCGUUAGAAUCUGUCCAGAUAUUGAGGGUUCCCUCCCGUCUUCUGAUGUAAUUUACUGGCCACCCAAGGCUUGUCCUCAGACGGCGAAACGGAAGGAUCGAGGUGAUGCCUGCAUCUAUUUGGUGCCGCGGUCAAAUGCCACUAGUAGAAAUGAGAGCGAAUGGCCAGUGCAGGAGGUUGUGUGCUCAGUCCCGCACAAUGCCCGAGAAAAUCAAUGCAGCGUUUUCAUGGACUAUGACUACACUGUCACCUUUGUGCCCAGAUUUAGUGCGAACCAAGGAGAACCCGUCGACUUCUUGCAACCUCCCAACUCCUGCGCCCUUAAGCCCGUAGCCUACAACAUGGUCAUCCGUGCUCCGGCUUCCCUUCACAACCACCUCCCUGUUCCUCUUGCUUUCAAUCUCGCUAAUUUCGUGGGAAAGGUGCAACCAGGUCAUGUUGCAGUUCUCCCUUCUGUGAAGUCCAACGGAUUCAAAUUGGGUAUCAGCUUCACGUACAAUAGCAAGGACUACAUGGCUCGAUUAGUUGUCAAUUCUGAUACGGAGGAGUUGUCCGUUAUUGCUUGUGAAACACACGAUGGCUACGAUGUCGCCUUCUUGAACCUGGGACUGCGUUGCUCCCGCCGACCCGGCCACAUCGACUUAACCAUCUACUGCCCCUACUGGCUUGUGAACAAAACGGGUCUCCAUCUCACCUACAAGGAUCAGAAGGAGGUGGAAAUCUCCCAUCCGGCCGAUUUUCCUGGCGUUCUUCUCUUCUCAGUCACCUCUAAGUCUGCGACGCUUCAUCAAAAGGUAUUUCCCGAUCUUGAUGAUUUGGUCAUUAUUUUGAAGUAUCAUGUUGCUCUUUCACCCAGCCAACAUCAGUUGCUGACUUUUGAUAGUAUCGAUCAGGAGGAUGACGAUACUAAACCAGUCGGAUCGAGCAAGUUCUCGCAACAGCACUCUCGGUCCCACAGACCGUUCCACGGUGUUCAUCGUGGAACUCGAUUGGCUAAUAAAGCCAACUAUUCCCUUCCUCUGUUUUUUUGUUUUAAUUCUUGUCUUUCUGAUUGGCAGAUCUUUAUGAAGACGGAGGACUCGCUUUGGUCAUCAAAGUUCUCCCUUGACACCGUUGGAAAUUGGGGUCGUGUGCAAUGCGAGGGAACUCGUGGAAGGUCUUAUGAGAUCAGUGUCAAGAUAGAUCUAUCAACUUCUGGUCUCACGAAGAUCAUCACGUUCAUGCCUUACUUCAUGAUUGUGAAUAAAACUUCGAUGACCUUAGAGUGUGCUCAAGUUCGUGAAGCGUCAAGGAGUCUUUUGGACACGUGGUUAUCUGUUGAGGCUGGUGAUGUGAAGCCCUUUUGGCCAGCAGCUGGCGACACUAAAAGAAUGCUCAUGGCUUGUCGAAUUAAUCAAGCAUUCACUACGAAUUGCUUCCCUCUCUACGAAUCAAACACUGUUCUUCUAAAGCUCCCCAAACCUUAUAUUGGCCUCUACACAGAUGUUCAAACCACGGACGAAGCGACUGUGAUUAAUCUACGACUUUACAAAGAAGGAAUGGCCCUUGUGCAUAUAAUUAAUGACCUUGGCUGCAAUCGUACAAUCUCCUUCUUUCAGAAGGACACAAAUGUAACGCAUACACUGAGGAGCGGAGAGCACGUGUACUACACUUGGGACGAUGCGACAAAACCUCGUCAAUUCUUCCUCUUUGCAGAAAAUCAACAAGGCAAGCCCAGACAAGUUGACAUUAUGACUGAUAGCAACGUAACAUUCACCCUGGGAAACGCUACCGUUCAUGCGGUUUCCUUCUUCUCGAAACUUCAACGAACCCUACUUUUGACGACCGAUCCAUCUGGAGAAAUGGAGUCGGUAACUGAUCGUAUCUCGGUUGUUCUCCAAUCAAUUGGGAUUUCUCUGGUGUUGAAUCAACUCCGCAAGGAAAUCUGCUAUAUAUCUAUCCGCAGCUCUGAUGUAAUUUGGAACAAAGUGAUGCGAGGUAACCGCUUGAAGCCCUUGAAACCGGACCUUAGUGAGGCCUUGGAGAAUAUUUACAGCGUCUUUCUGUUGAAAAUGGCUCAAGGUGAAGAUUUUCCAAAACGCUUGACUCUUCCUGACUCCGUUCGACCUGUCACCACUGUGGAUAUAGCCCAGAUGGUCAUGCUUGAACCUGACAACUGCUCCCUCCAACGCACCUUCGAGCCUGGAAUUCAGUUGCAAUAUCGAGCUUCUGCCAACCAAAUGCAGAUACAUGCCCAGAUUUUCCGCGUUCAGGUGGAUUCCCAGCGUUUAGACGCUCCUUUCCCCGUGGUCUUUGCACCCUACCCUCAACCCAAUUCCGUCAUUCUCGAUUCUGGUAAUGCUCCGCCUUUGCUCAUCCAUCAUCUUCAAUUAACCCCAGUUCUAUUGGCUGUAUUAAUUGUCCUUUUUCCAGGUCCGAAACCGCUUGUUGAGAUCCUAACGGUUAUUUGCAAAACCACUGAUGAGGAAGUCUAUCGAUUUAAACGAGUGGAGUGUUUGAUCCAAGAAAUGCAGCUGCAGUUAGAUCAGGGCUUCCUUAUUGACAUGUACGACUUUUUUGUCGGUAGUGUCGUGGUUCCAGAUGAGCUUGAAGGUUUCAUGGCAGAUCAAAAAUUAACCGCAGGUCCCCUGGUUGAUGCUCCUGUUGUAAAGGAUGUUCUUCAACCAGGCAAGGAGUCUCUUUUUGAUUAUAUUCAUAUAUCUCCAAUCAAGAUGCAUGUCAGUUACUCGAUGGUUGGAAGCUCGUAUGAUAACCUCUCGAGUCCCCUUCAAAAUGACGUUCUCAAGCUCUUCCUCCAAUCCUUGGGAGUUGCGUUAACGGAUGUGCAGGACGUUGUUUUCAAGCUGGGAUACUUUGAGCGACAAGGUCGCAUUAUGUCUUUCUCGAAGAUUCUGUCAGAAAUGAGUCGUCAUUACAUCAGCCAGGCCAUCAAGCAAACCUAUGUGCUCAUUUUCGGGUUGGACGUGAUUGGUAAUCCCUUCGGUGUCAUUCGUGGAAUGGCUCAAGGCGUUGAAGAUCUCUUCUACGAACCUGCUAAGGGAGCCGUGAUUGGAUCAGAAGAGUUUGCCGAAGGUGUAAAGUUUGGUGUCAGGAGUCUUUUCGGCCACACUGUUGGUGGUGCCGCUGGUGCAAUGUCGCGUAUCACGGGAACACUGGGCAAGGGAGUGGCCGCUCUCACAAUGGACGACGAUUUUAAACGUCGACGUCGUGAGGAGAUGACGAGAACUCCUGAAAACUUUGGCGCUGGAGUGGCUCGUGGUGGCAAGGGUCUGGUCAUGGGCGUAUUCGGCGGUGUGACGGGCAUUUUUUCGCAGCCCAUUUCUGGUGCAAAGAAAGAAGGUGUGGAGGGUUUCUUCAAGGGUCUUGGAAAAGGACUCAUUGGUACUGUGACUCGACCUGUCUCCGGAGUGGUUGACUUCGCUAGCACUUCUUUCGAAGGCAUCAGAAGGGCCGCAUCAACAUCUAAAGAGGUUAAUCCUGUUCGACCUCCACGUUUUAUUCACUUGGAUGGUGUUAUUCGGCCUUACGAUAGAUAUGAAGCUGAAGGCAAUGUCAUCCUCAAUCGACUUAAUCAUCGGGCUCCUACUGAGGAGUAUGCGUUCCAUAUACCUUUAAAGAAGGUCAAAGGCACUUGCUUACUGACCAAUGAGCGAAUUAUCUUGGUUACCAUCAACGACAUUCUGGGAACCUGCGCAAUCGACUGGGAGGUCCCGCUCUCACAAAUACAUGGUGUUCCCCUUAAAAAUGACAACGGUUUGGAAUUGUCUCUGGAAAAGCCUUCCAAAUCAAAUUUAUUCCGCAGUCCCACCAAUGUCAAGCAAAUUGAUUGCACUCCCGAUAACGCUCUGCGGAUGCUCUCGAAAAUUCGUCAUUUGAUCGAAGAAGGCUCGCGGGUAGCACGUAGACCCGAAGCCCCUCUUCCAAAAGUCUCAAAUCUUGAAGUUGACUGA